This is a messenger RNA of Exophiala viscosa, 889 nucleotides long. RefSeq lists its product as uncharacterized. Bases 1 to 630 code for a protein of 209 amino acids. NCBI's taxonomy places the organism in Eukaryota, Fungi, Ascomycota, Eurotiomycetes, Chaetothyriales, Herpotrichiellaceae. The transcript has a single exon. The record is from RefSeq and is a predicted model, not a curated record.
AUGUCUGACACCAACACCGGAAUCGUGUGGCUGGUAAGCUCCAGCAACUUUGUCGACUGGCAUCAUACCUUCAUCCGCAGCGCGAAGGACAAGGAUGUCUGGGAUCUCCUCAUCGGAAAAUACAAGCCAAUCCUCACUGAGCCCGAUCCGGACGAUGAGAAAUACAAACCACAAACUGUAACAAUUUCGACGGAAGACAAGGAUGACAUCAGGGUCAUUAGCGAGCAUAGGCAUCUCAGCCUCCAGUCAACUUCAGCUUCUGGUGCCACCACGGCCUCUCCGACCUCGAUCGUCCUGCGAGACAACACUGCUUUCGCUCGGUUCCAGCACGACCACAAUGAGUAUAAGGAAGGUCAGAAGACGAUCGAAGCGGCUCGCGCUCUUAUCGAGAGUGCUGUGAGCCCGUUCAUCGCCGCGUUGAUUCGGAACAAGGACGACCCAGUCGAAGCCUACAAAUUCCUGCAGGAAACAUACAAGCCAUCUGAGAGUGAUGCUUACGUGGACUUGUUCCAGGAGCGAAAAGAUACGACUCUCAGGAACUUCAAUUGUGAACGUUGGUACUUACGUCAACAAGGUCUUAGAGACUCGCGAGGAUCUCCUGGAUUUCGAUGGGGUCUACCCCGAUCAUGAGGUGGCCGAAUAUCUUCUGGGAGGACUACCAAACUCAUACAACAGCUUCAAGAUGCAGCACAGCUUGAUCAUGGGUUGUCGGUAUAUACUUGAUGGGCAUGAUCUUCCGCUCUUGAUGAAUAGGCUCCUCGAGGAGGGAUCUGGUCGUGAGAAUGUGGCAAAGGCGAAGAAGACUAAGGGCAAACGACAUCAAGUCAGACAGCAAACGCACUAAUGCCGACCUUGAGCCUACGACGCUGCGGACGGGCAACGAGUGUAG